Hydatigera taeniaeformis is the source of this 456-nucleotide messenger RNA. Lineage: Eukaryota; Metazoa; Platyhelminthes; Cestoda; Cyclophyllidea; Taeniidae. The record is from the annotation of a GenBank genome assembly.
AUGAGUUGUCUCUUCUAUCUGAUAGGCUUUCCGCGCCGAGCUCUCCGCUGUCGUCUGGCCAUUGCAAUUACUAUGAACUUCAUCAACUACGGUUAUGUUGAAGAGGCCCAUGUAGAGGAGAUAUCCGGGGUGGGCAGUGUUUUCAAUCAGCCAUACUUUGCCCAGAUCUCCAAGACGCUGGGGAUUGAGCUGGAGAAUUUAGUCUACUACAAAGACGAGACGCACUACAUCGUCAUGACGAUUAAAAAAAGGUCUCUUCUUAAUAAAGGCGUCUUGAUUGAGAAUGCUUACCAUCUUAAUAUGCGCAUGAACUUUCAGGAUAGCAGUCUGUGUUUGGACGCAGACGUUGUUAUUGGACCUUUUAAGAUUUCGUUUCCUGAUGCCAGUUCUGCUCUUCGUCUUACUUUUUUCCUCUUUCUCGUAGAUGACUUCCUAGGUCCAGCCAAGGCACCAUAG